ACAAUCAAAUGAAUGUUUUGACGUAUCCAAUUUGGUAGCAUAAAACAUAAUCGGGUCAACCAUGAUGUCAUAUCAUUAGCUUAAUUUUAAAAGUGACGUACCAUUUCUACACGAAAUUCGGUGGACCGAGCACCUAUUUAUUGUAUUUAGUUAUUUUUGUUCGUCUAGUGUAUAAAAAUGUCGUACUUUCAAUCGAGAUACUCUGGUUCAGCGCCACCUCCACCUUUAGGCGACAAGCUUCGUCUCUACCAUGUAGAUAUGAACCCUUACGGCCACAGAGUCCUGCUCAUUCUGGAGGCUAAGAAAACUAAAUACGAGGUUUACAAGCUAGAUCCACUGAGGCUGCCUGACUGGUUCAGAACUGCUAAUCCUAGAUUGAAAAUACCAGUGCUGGAAAUUCCCACCGACCAAGGGGACAAGUUUUUGUUCGAGAGUGUGGUGAUAUGCGACUACUUGGACGAGAAAUACGGACGGGGGCAGUUGCACUCCCGGGACCCUUACGUUAAGGCGCAGGACAGGCUGCUGAUUGAGAGGUUUAAUGAGCUUAUAAAAGGCAGUCUAGAGUGCUUCGACACAAACUUCGCCUACGGCAGUGAACAGAUCGUGCAAACCUUAGAUAUCUUCGAAAAGGAACUCACUGCGAGAGGUACAAAUUAUUUCGGUGGCGACCGUCCCGGCAUGCUGGACUACAUGAUCUGGCCGUGGGUCGAGCGCCUGUAUCUGCUGCGAUGCAUCAACGAGAAGAAGUUCGACGAGAAACGAUCCCUUUUCCCUAACUUUGCCGAUUGGGGCGACCAAAUGCAGUUGGAUGAAGUGGUGAAAAAGCAUGCCAACUCUCCAGCCGAAUACUUCGACUACUACAAAAACGCCAGGACACAUUCAAUGGGAUAUUAUCUUUAAGAAAAUAGACUUCAAAGCAUAGAAAAAGACAAACGUUUCACUAGAAAAGUUAUAAAAAAAGUGAAAAUGUAGGAUCUUUUUCUCAAGCUGUCCCAUCUUUGGUUGGUAUUUUACCUGUCAAAUUUCUUGGUGUGCAUUUAUUCUCACUCUCUCACUAAGCGAAAUGUGAGACGUAAAAACAUAUUGCACAAAGAAAUUGACCAGGUGUAAUACCACCCUUAUACAUGAUAUCAAGCUUGUAUAAAAAUCCUUGGCAUAAAUUAUCGAAAUAUCAAAGUUUUUUUGUAAAAGAGUUGGCACAAACGCUUCAGGAUAUGAUUAUAUACGGGCUUCAGCUAAUAUUUUAGUAAAAUGUACAUGAUUUUUCGUUUGGGAAUGGAGAGAAAUGUACUUCGGUCUUAGAAGUAUUUUUUCAAUGAAAGCGCUUAUGUAUGUAUCACAAUUUUUGUAAAAAUAAUUAGUCAAUUUUAAGGUUUUUGUGGGGGGUCUUUAGCCUCCAGCACGUCAAAUAUAAGAAUAUUUGAGUUUUACUCUGCACUCAAAUUGUAUAAAUAAGCGCGUAGGUGAAAUACAAUAAGUAUAAUGAUUAUGUAUGAAGUACAAACAUUAACUUAAAAAACAUAUUUUUUUAAGUUAUUACUUUUUACCAUUUGACCUCGCCGUAUUGGAUAAUUAAACUCAGCAGAUGGCCAGAUGCAGUUAUUUAUUUUAGUAUUUUAUUUUGUCUUAGUACACGGGUUUGAGAUUUUUGAAAAUAUUGUUUAUGUUUAUUUUUCAUACAUUUGUUGCUAAAGUUAUUUUUGUCCGUCCCUUUAGUUACUUUUAUAAAAUAUAUAUUUUUUGAUGUUGC
Cydia splendana is the source of this 1750-nucleotide messenger RNA. It is a transcript of the gene GSTo3, whose product is annotated as pyrimidodiazepine synthase-like. Gene Ontology annotation, molecular function: glutathione dehydrogenase (ascorbate) activity; glutathione transferase activity. NCBI's taxonomy places the organism in Eukaryota, Metazoa, Arthropoda, Insecta, Lepidoptera, Tortricidae. Bases 178 to 900 code for a protein of 240 amino acids. Gene Ontology annotation, cellular component: cytoplasm. The record is from RefSeq and is a predicted model, not a curated record. The transcript has 6 exons. Gene Ontology annotation, biological process: glutathione metabolic process.